This is a messenger RNA of Rhincodon typus (whale shark), 2238 nucleotides long. RefSeq names its product anoctamin 10a (gene ano10a). The record is from RefSeq and is a predicted model, not a curated record. NCBI's taxonomy places the organism in Eukaryota, Metazoa, Chordata, Chondrichthyes, Orectolobiformes, Rhincodontidae. Gene Ontology annotation, molecular function: chloride channel activity. The coding region runs from base 259 to 2232 and encodes 657 amino acids. Gene Ontology annotation, cellular component: plasma membrane. Gene Ontology annotation, biological process: chloride transmembrane transport. The transcript is spliced from 13 exons.
GAGCUCCGCUGUGACAGGGCAGGACGCGUUUCCAUGGUAACGCGGGCGGAGCGCUGACACAUGACCGGUAACGUAAUGCGGGACGAGCCUUGAUUGACAUCCGGACCUGGAUCCUCCCCUUAUCCGGUUGGAUGAGCGCUUGCUGAGCGUCUGAGACCUUAGAAGUCGGUGGUAUUGUGGCUGCACCGACCACAUGUAGCAGUGCUGUUCUUAAUGUUCCACUAAAACAAAUGAAUAUUGACAGAACGUGCUGCAAGAAUGAAAAGAAAGAGCUCAGUUUCUGAAGGUGUUGAAUUUAUUUUUACACCACUAGUAAUACUAGAGCUUGCCAAAGAUACUCGAGAGGAGACGACAGAAUGGCUAAUUCAAAAAAUCAAAGAUGCAAAGCACUUGGGCGGAGCUCAUUUGAGUAUCAGACCUUUGGAGGAAAACUCCAAAGUAUAUGUUAUCGGAGCAUCUUGGAAAAGGCUACUGCUUGGAGCUGAAAGCUUGGGUUUCAUUAAGGAAUUUCAGGAUGGAUCAAUGAGAGUCUUUACAUACAACAAUAGAGAGGAUUACAAACAUUUUACAGAUGAUGACAGUGAUUUUCUGACGAUGGCAGAAAAGCAGUACAUUAUCAAGCGUGAAUUGGAAAAUCUGAGGGCAGUAAAUGAGACCAUGGUCCCUGGUCACCCACAAGCCAAACUCUACCCUGGAAAAUCAAUCUUUCGCCGUUUGCAAACCAGUGGAAUUCUAAUUCAACUCUAUCCCCUGCAUGACCCAGCAGAACUUAAAAAGCUCAGCUUUAUCUGGUAUCGGCAAGUAAAAUUUUCCUUUCAGCCCCUUGAUGAAAUCCAGAAAUACUUUGGACAGAGUAUUGCACUUUAUUUUGCCUUCUUGGAAUAUUUCACCUUUGCCUUGUUUCCCAUGGCUGUAAUUGGAGUGCCUUACUAUGUAUUUGCAUGGCAAGAUUAUGACAAGUACGUAGUGUUUGCCACUUUCAACCUUGUGUGGUCAACCAUUGUCCUGGAAGUCUGGAAGCGUUGGUGUUCUAGACUUUCCUAUAAGUGGGGGACACUGACAAUGAAGAGAGAGUUUGAAGAACCUCGGCCUGGUUUUCAUGGAACGUUGGGAGUGAAUCCAGCAACUGGCAGAAAGGAACCUACAUAUCCUUCUUACCGGCGACAGCUGCGAAUCUACUUGGUUUCAGUGCCUUUUGUCUGCUUGAGCCUCUACAUCUGUAUUUUCGUUAUGAUGAUCUACUUUAGAAUGGAGGAUCUGGUCUUGGCCUAUAAUGAAGAGGCUCAAACAAUGUUCAGCAAUAUCUUGCUGUAUGUCCCAAGUGUUGUUUACGCUUUAGUUAUUGAAAUAAUGAAUCGAAUCUACAGAUAUGCUGCCAUAUUUUUAACUUCGUGGGAAAACCACAGGCUUGAAUCAUCUUAUCAAAAUCAUUUAGUUUUGAAAGUGUUGGUGUUCAAUUUUGUAAACUGUUUUGCAUCCCUUUUCUACAUUGCAUUUAUCCUUCAGGAUAUGAAACUUCUUAGACAGAAUCUGGCUGCCUUACUCAUUACCUCACAAAUAAUCAACCAGUUUGUGGAAUCCUUAUUUCCUUACUGGCUUCAAAAACGUCGCAAAAAGAUUAUCAAGCAGAAGCUAAGUAUAUCAAGUAAAGAAAAGGAGCUUCCAUUAACUGAUCAAGUCAAGCUGGAAGGGAAAAUGGACACGUUCUUGGGAACAUUUGAUGAUUACUUGGAAUUGUUUCAACAGUUUGGCUAUGUCAGUCUUUUCUCGUGUGUUUACCCUCUGGCGGCUAUAUUGGCAAUUUUGAACAACAUCACUGAAGUGUUUUCUGAUGCUCUGAAAAUGUGUCGUGUCUUCAAACGACCAUUCUCCCAGCCUGAACCUGACAUUGGAGUCUGGCUGCUGGCUUUCGAAACUAUGGGAGUUAUCUCGGUGAUGACCAACUGUGCACUGAUUGGGAUAUCGCCCCAAGUGAAGAGUUUCUUUCAGGAAAAAAGCAUAGAGCUUGUCCUAUUAAUUGUGGGUGUGGAGCAUGUACUGUUGGGUCUGAAAUUCAUCCUGGCAUUUGCCAUUUCUGAUAUACCAAGAGACAUUCGUAAUAAAGUCGCCAGGCUGGAAUUCGAGUCCAUGGAAGCCCUCAAACAUAAGCAAUUGAAGGAAGCUGAUGAGUCACUCAAAAAGGAACAGCAAAAUGUUGAAAUGAGAAAAGAAGACAAAGCCAAGAUGAUUUAGUGUAAU